ACGAAAUAUGUCGAUGUGCGGGUCAGACGGUGUCGGGCUUCUGCGUCACUUCCCCAGCGAAGGCUGGCUUCGGGCUCGUGGACGGUGGCAGCUCUGAAGAACGCUGCAACAAUGCAGCACUCAGCCGCAUGCAACCCAGUAAAGCGCCCCGGCUCAACGGUGUUGUUCAUCUCGUACUACGGCAGCUAUGAACAACCCCCGAAAGCAGCCCGGCUCGGCUCCAUUAUAAGCCACCACGGCGCCAAAAUGAGCCACAGCGGCCGGCUGUGAUGAGCCGUGAUGGCUCAUCUCCGCUGUGGAAGUGGAUCGGACGGGAGGCGGUUUGGCCGUGAUCGCAUAUCAUCUGAAUAUGGCUCAAAACAAUAGUGUAGCAUUGCCCUGGUAAUUUCACUCGGUCGUGUGGUGUUCUCCUUUUUGAAAAGAGCUUCUGUGUCAGAAGGGGCGUGUUCCUCUCCCAUAGUUAGGGUGCACUGUGUGUUUUCAUUGGCGAAUGUCCGGAUGACGUCACGGACAGAGGAUGCAGCCAAUAUGGCGACCACAUGGAUGUCAUAGAAUGACACUUCUGCAACUUUGCGCAUGGAUGACGCGCUCUCCGCUCACAUUUAUUUUUUCAUAUAGACAUUGAAGUGAAUAAUGUUAAAUGUAUUUUUCAUUACAAUAUCUGUUUUAGAAUGUUUAUAGGGAUGAUACUUGACCUUUAGUGAAUGCGAGUUUGUGUAAAACCAGUGGUCAUUAAUUUAAAUAUUGAUAUUUGUAUUGAAUAACAUUUGAAAAAAUCGAUGGAUUUCAGCAAAGGUUAAUGCGUAGCCGAGUGCGCUUCCGUGUUCACGUGCUGACUCCCCAUUGAGAACAGAUCCAGCAACAAAGUAUUAGUAUGGGUCCAGACUUUUAUACGCUUUCAAACUCUGCUUAACAGUCCACUUUCUUAUCUGCGAAAACAUCGACUUCAGCAUUAAAUAUGGGUCCUCUAUGCCAAGUGUCUCUAAUUUUUCCACGUACCUUCGUUUAUUAUCACCUUCUAAAUGUUUAACGGUAUCGGACAAAACUCUGGGCGUCGUGGUAUAAGACAUAUUUUUAUUUCGUCUCAAUGGAUUUAGCAUUGAACAAUGCAUUGUUUGGCCAGCAAUAUGACUAGUCACAUGAUUUUGGUGACGCAGGUGCAUGAACUCUACAAACACACGAACCUGCCACUGUCACCAUCUGCAAAAGCGUGUCACUUCCUGGUUCUUCACCAACACAAAUGCCUCAAGAGAAUGUUCAUGACAUCAGUGAAGAUCUUCUGGAGCAACAGGAGUCAGAGUCUCCUCACAUCAAAGAAGAGGAAGAAGAAUUCUUGCACAUUAAAGAGGAAGAAGAAGAUAUUAUCACAGUUCUAGUGACUAGUGUCCCUGUGUUUGGUGAGGACCAAGCUGAAGGUGAAAGUGAGGAGAACAGAGGGGUGGAGCCUUCCAGCAGCAGCCACUCAAAUCAACACAUGACAACAGACGUUUACAGAGACCACUGUGGACGAUCACAAGAAGAUGGCCUCAUCGCUCCACUAUCAGAUGGUGAUGACACGUUACAUUCUCCUGACACUGAUGAUGCUGAUGAUGGUGGUAGUGGUGGUGAUUAUGAUGAUGAUGAGGAGGAAGAGGAUGAUGAUGAACAGUCUGACUGUCAUAAGAGAGGUCACAUUGACAACAAACGAUGGAAAUGUUCCCAGUGUGGAAAAACCUUUGGCUAUAAGAGUCGUUUGAAAAGUCAUAUGAUUAGCCACACUGGGGAGAAGCCUUUUGCAUGUUCAGUUUGUGGUCAAAGAUUCUCUGAAAAGGGAAACCUGAGGAGACACACAAGAACACACACUGGAGAAAAACCGUUUGCCUGCUCAAUUUGCGGUAAGAGAUUCACUCAAAAGGGUCCGUUAAUAUUUCACACAAGAACACACACUGGAGAGAAACCUUAUGUCUGCUCAUUUUGUGGACAAACAUUCUCUCAUAAGGAUUACUUAAUUCGUCACUCGAGAACACACACUGGGGAGAAACCUUUUGUCUGCUCAGUAUGUGGGCAAAGAUUCUCUGAUAAUGGUACUUUAACUAAACACACAAAAACGCACACUGGAGAGAAACCCUUUGCCUGCUCAGUUUGCGGUCAAAGAUUCUCUCAUAAAGGGAACUUGAGAAGUCACACAGGAACCCACACUGGAGAGAAACCCUUUGUUUGCUCAGUAUGCGGACAAAGAUUCUCUCGGAAACACGCUUUGACAACUCACACUAGAACACACACUGGAGAAAAGCCCUUUGCGUGCUCAGUUUGCAGCCAAAGAUUCUCUCGUAGACACAUGUUAACAACACACACUAGAACACACACUGGUGAGAAGCCAUUUGUCUGCUCAGUUUGUGGUCAAUGUUUCUCUAAAAAGGCAUCUUUAAGAACUCACACAAGAACACAUACCGGGGAAAAACCUUUUGCCUGCAUAUUUUGUGGGCAAAGGUUCUCUCAGAAGGGAACCUUAACAAGCCACACUAGAACACACACUGGUGAGAAGCCUUUUUCCUGUAUGGUUUGUGGUCAGAAAUUUGCUCAAAAAGGUACCUUGACAAGUCACACGAGAACCCACACUGGAGAGAAACCUUAUGCCUGUUUAGAUUGUGGUGAAAGAUUCUAUCAGAAGGGUAAGGUUAAGAGACACAAGUGUGUUGGUGUCAAAAGAAGUCGUAAAUGAAAUGGAGCUCUGUCAGCGCAUUGAAUUGAUUCCAACUGGGCUGAUAUGGUUGUCUCGGUUCGGCUUUCAUUCCAGCAGAUUUCAUUAGUUCAUGCACCUCUUACCCGAGUGGGCUUCAUCCGUUCAUUGAGAAACGCAAGAUAGGACAGCUGUAACCUUGAAUUUUGAACUGUCAAUGUCACGUAAGAGAUUCGGAACAAUCCAGUUGCGAAUGAUUUAAUGUGCUGAGAAGGACAUGACUUAGAUGAACUUAGAGUAUCCACAGGCAUAGAUAUUUCAUGUUGAAACAAACAACUGUGACACUUGAUUUCGUAUUCUAUCACUUUUGUUUUUUUUUUUUUUUAAAUAUAUUCUAUGUAUUUUCUUGAAGGCCUCUUGGGGCCAAAUGUUGACAGCACUUUUGUUGAAAGAGUGAGAUCUGUAUCUUUUUCCAAAGUUUUUGUCAUGUCCAUAUCAAUCUUGUGAAUAUUGACUGAAAUCCAAUGUGAACAAUCUAUAACUGCUAGGGGUAAGAUGGUAAUGUAUGCGAUGUAUGAAGAAAAUGGAAUAUAGUUGUACAGUAUGUGUAAUAUACAACAAUAGAAAGAAUGUACGGAAAUAAAAGGCUGAA
Molecule: messenger RNA, 3311 nt
Organism: Syngnathoides biaculeatus (alligator pipefish)
Lineage: Eukaryota; Metazoa; Chordata; Actinopteri; Syngnathiformes; Syngnathidae
Product: gastrula zinc finger protein XlCGF57.1-like
Exons: 2
Coding region: 1241-2701 (486 amino acids)
Biological process (GO): regulation of transcription by RNA polymerase II
Molecular function (GO): DNA-binding transcription factor activity; RNA polymerase II cis-regulatory region sequence-specific DNA binding
Source: RefSeq, a predicted model, not a curated record